AUGAGGCGUGGCUUUGGCCAGGUUUCUGCCCCAUGUCGGGGUCAAGGGCAAGAGGAGGAGGAGGAGGAGGAGGAGGAGGAGGUGGCGGUACUGGUUGUCAUUAUUUCAAGCCUGGGCCCGAGGUGA
Protopolystoma xenopodis is the source of this 126-nucleotide messenger RNA. NCBI's taxonomy places the organism in Eukaryota, Metazoa, Platyhelminthes, Monogenea, Polystomatidea, Polystomatidae. The record is from the annotation of a GenBank genome assembly.